Molecule: messenger RNA, 1738 nt
Organism: Sphaerodactylus townsendi
Lineage: Eukaryota; Metazoa; Chordata; Lepidosauria; Squamata; Sphaerodactylidae
Gene: CLDN23
Product: claudin 23
Exons: 3
Coding region: 384-1160 (258 amino acids)
Biological process (GO): bicellular tight junction assembly; cell adhesion
Cellular component (GO): plasma membrane; bicellular tight junction
Molecular function (GO): structural molecule activity
Source: RefSeq, a predicted model, not a curated record
GCAAUGCUGGUUUCUCUUUCCCUCCUUUUGUGUGUUUCGCUUAAUGCAGUUCUGGGGAACUACAAAGUCUGCUCACUUCUGGAUUUUGCCACUACAGAGUUAGUUCUGCUUCUGGAUUCUAACAAACUGUUGCUCAAAUUGAAGAACUUCAUGCAAGUGGCCAGCCCUUCAGUCUCAUUUUUCAAAUGAAUGAAGCAUGAGGAGUGUUGAUUCAAGUGUUACAAUGUUUUGUGGUUCAAACAAAGACCUUUGCUCACAGCAAUAUAAAUUACCACCUUCACACUGUGGCACGUGGGAUUAUGAAGCUGUUCGAAACCAGACCACACCCUCCUGGCAGGAUUCCCUGAAGCCGCUGGUUUGUCAUCACCUGUAAAAGGCACAUCAUGCGGACCCCGGCAGCCAUGAUUGUGGGUAUCGUACUAGGUCCCUGCGGCCUUAUCUUGAACCUGACCAGCACUCUGGCUCCCAACUGGAGGGAUGUGAGUCGGAUCCCUGACAAGUCUUCUGAUAUUAUCCAGCACCAGGGCAUCUGGGACAUCUGUGAGGAAACUCAAAGCAUCCACGAGACCACGUGCAACAUAGAAGACAGCCUCAACUACUUUUCCCAGCUACCUGUGCAAGUUUCCAAAGGGCUCAUGCCUUCCGCUCUGGCAGUCCUUGUCCUAGGACUUGUUGUGGCUUCUCUGGGUGUACGCUGCUGGACAGAAACACCCCACUUCCUGCUGGCUGGACUGGGUGGCCUGUCGCUUUUCAUUUCUGGGUUGCUGAGCCUUAUUGCCAUCUCCUGGUACAACCACGAACUCUACAACCUGCCCGUACCAUCUGGCAGCACUUUGCAGGUAGGCUACUGCCUGGUCCUUGGUUACCUAGGUAGCUGUCUGGAAAUUAUCGGGGGCAUCUCCCUUACCAUCAGCUUUUCUCAGUGCUACAAGGAAUGCAAGCUAAAGAAAGCUGCUGCAAAUUACAAUUAUCCACCUGCCAAACAGCAAGACCUGGCUACCUCCACAACCGUUGCUUCCUCUUUUGACAACAAAGAUUUUGAAAUGUAUAACAGGACUCCGACACCUAGGUCCUACACCAAUGCUCUUGAUGUAUUGGAGGAUGAGCGGGCCAGUAAGUACAGCUACAGGAGCAGGCCUCCCUGUGACUCAGAUUUAUAGCCCUACUCAAGGAGACCUUUGCAAGGGAGCACAAGGUUCAAGUGGGAUUCAGAAGGAACUGUUAUUACAGAAUCAUGUCAGGACAGUAAAGUAUCCAAUGGAGGCAUGUCCACCAGCGAGUUUCCUAUCAGUCAAAUUUUCUUCCUACCUCUCUACAACAGGGUGCAGCAUCUGUAUUUCUUGCAUCACUGGAGGAUCUCAGAGCUUCAUUUUUUGGGUACAGUUUCUUCAGUUGAUGUUUCAUUAAAUGUUAGACAUCAGAUCACAACUGCGGAAAGAAUGACUGCAGCAAAUUUCUGCGAAUGGAAAAACUGAGUGAUUUUCACUGGUGUCCCCAUGCUGUUCUGGGGGACUCUGUUUUGUCAAAGAUUAUUUUACAUUGGUGUGAUGGGAGAGUGGAAGAAGAGAUGCUCCAUGGAAAAAAAAACCCCACAGGAUCCAAGCCUAUCGAUGUCUCCAUCCACAUAAUUAGGAGAAGUAAUCUUUUUCAUCAGGAGCAAAGCCAUUCAUUUUUGUAAGCACAAGAACUCAGUACCUUUAAUUAAUGAGAUGAUGUGAAUUAAAAGUGCCAAGUUCCU